AUGUCAAGUAUUGCUAAUCAUUUGUUUUUCUCUAUGGGUUGCUGUCUUUGCAAAUUUUUCCGAAAGCGGAGAGAACCGACUGUCUCCAUCACCGAUGAACCCAGACCCCAGUCAUUCACCAUAGACGAGAAGGAUCUGGAAUUUUUGGUUAUAAUUGAGAAUGGAGAUUUCGGCACUGUCAAGAAGGCUAUUGUGACCAAGAAGAACUCAGGGACUCAGCUGAAUGUAUUAAUUAAAUAUAACGAUAGACCCCACGACAAGAGUCAAUUUAAACAUCUGCUCAAUGAGAGAGAUAUUUUGUGCUCUUUAGAUUCCCAUCCGAAUAUAGCCAGCUUGAUUGGUUUGGUUCCAGCUAGAAACUGGAUAAUCCUAGAAUAUGCUGAUGGUGGAAAUCUGGUGUCCUAUCUCCGUCGCCACUUAGAAGUAUUCAAAGACCAAAUUGUCUACUCGUCCUCCGGAAACUUAAAAGGGUAUAUGAACUUCACAAAUCCUCCUUGUAAAACCGACGAGCUCAAAAGAGCCGAAAUGAGUGAUGACCUACAUUCUUUGUGCACAAUUGAUCUUUUCGCGUUUGCAUAUCAAAUUGCUAAUGGAAUGAAGUACUUGGCAAGUGUAAAGUGCACCCAUCGCGACUUAUGCCUUUCCAAUAUUCUUUUGACAAACCGAAAGACUAUUCGAAUUGGAGAUUUUCGGUUGGCUAGGAAAACAGAAGAGAGUGGCUACUAUAGGAUCGUCAAGCAAGUUGAAUCAUUAAGAUUGCUGUGGACGGCACCAGAAACAAUUGAAAAGAAUACAUCAAACGAGAAGUCCGAUGUUUGGUCGUUUGCAGUUUGUCUCCAUGAGCUGUUCUCAUUAGGAGAGGCCCCAGAUGCAGGUGUCAGAUUUGAAGACUUUCAUGUUUUUCUGAAAAGUGGUGGAAGAUUCAAUGAGCCAGCAUACUGUCCUCCACGAAUCUACACUUUUAUGCUAUGGUGCUGGAAAAUGGACCCUGAAAAGAGGCCAACAUUUUCAGAAUGCUUCGACUUUUUUUGCACCAAUAUCAACAGUUAUGAUAUUCACGUAAUUUUUCGUUCGAUGUUUCUUGCAAAAAAAUUUGUUUCAGAUGACAAAGCGAAUUGA
Caenorhabditis briggsae is the source of this 1119-nucleotide messenger RNA. NCBI's taxonomy places the organism in Eukaryota, Metazoa, Nematoda, Chromadorea, Rhabditida, Rhabditidae. Gene Ontology annotation, biological process: positive regulation of kinase activity; cell surface receptor protein tyrosine kinase signaling pathway; multicellular organism development. The transcript has 7 exons. The coding region runs from base 1 to 1119 and encodes 372 amino acids. Gene Ontology annotation, cellular component: signaling receptor complex. Gene Ontology annotation, molecular function: ATP binding; transmembrane receptor protein tyrosine kinase activity. The record is from RefSeq and is a predicted model, not a curated record.